Messenger RNA from Rhodofomes roseus, 1036 nucleotides. RefSeq lists its product as uncharacterized. The transcript has 3 exons. The record is from RefSeq and is a predicted model, not a curated record. Bases 250 to 753 code for a protein of 167 amino acids. Lineage: Eukaryota; Fungi; Basidiomycota; Agaricomycetes; Polyporales; Fomitopsidaceae.
GGACGGUGCGGCCACACGUUGCUGGGUUACAGAUAUAAAGGAAGGUUCCUUCCGUGCUCUUGUCCUCGUCUCACUCCAUCCUGCCACCCCACUCCUGGACGUGAUCCGGCGCAUCGCCAUCGCUUACGCCACUGGUUAUUAUCUCUGUUGAGACUCGCAAAGCGCCCUUACACAUCUGUUCGAAUACUAUCGCAAGCUCAUCGGCCCCCACAGUCACACAUCACACCAUCCAGCGAAUCCCUCAGAGAUAUGUCGAUGAUGGGCUUCACAACGCGCUACAGUACGGGGCUCGGAUACAAGGAGGGUACCCUCGCUGGCGUGCACCACAGAACGGAACACGAGCGGGAAAGCAGCGCCAGCACAAGUGGCGGCGUGUCUGAUCAUGAGUCGUUGUCGGAUCUCACAGAGCUAUCGGACGACGAGGAGAUCGUCGAGCCCUCUGCCACAGAAGAAUCCGAGUCCGACGAGUCCGACGACGAGCAAUCCGCUCACGAUUAUCUCAAUGCGCCACUACUGGGGUACGAUUUUGAGAAAGGAGAGUCAGUCUGGGUGUACGCAUACGAUGGUUGGUAUUGCGGCAGCGUCAUGCGACGCGUCGAGUCACCCGACAGACCAAAGGUUGUGCAAUUCAGGGUGCUUUUCCGCCGAUAUGUGAGGAUACAGAAAGACUUCGCGCCCUCGGAUGGGACGAUCAAGCCUGAUACACCACGGAUCCGACAAAUGCUGCGGGCCGCGAAAUGCCUUCCGCAGUGAAUAUCCGUGCAUACUCUCUGAAGACCGCUUUUGUUCCGCCUUCGUGCUUCUGUGGCGCCACACGGGACUGGAAUGCGCAUCCCGCCUGUGGACCUCGAUAACCUUUCAAUAGUCGUUCUUUGCAUUCCCAACCUUGAAUCGACAACACGGACUCUACACUAUGACCACUGUAUGACUGGACAUGUAGCAUGAGGCUGAAUCGGAUGUUGUAUAAUUGACACCGUCAAAAAUUUAGAAAGUGGGCAAGAACUCUGCACGGGCCCGUCGGCUUCGGAUGUGCGAG